AACGGUCCGAAAUUAAGAUUUCUUCGAAGACAGAGAAAAAGAAAGCGAAAGAGAAAGGCAAUAACCCCCCAAAAAAAAAAAAUUAUAAAGAAAAAAAGGAAAGCGCAGAAAGAUAAGGGAGAGCAACAGAUUUUUUCACUUCCGUAUUUUCCAUCAACCUUCCAAAAAGGAAAAAAAAUUUUUUUUCCUAAUUUCUCUGUGCUUCUUUGGUCAAUCAGAAGAGGAAUUUAAGACGACGAGUGGUUGGGGUUUGUGUUUGUAAUUUUAUCCGAUUGAAAUCGGAGGUCGUGUUGGUAAAUUAAGGGAGGAGGAGGAGGAGGAGGAAGAGGACGAGGGUGAUUUAGACGGUGUUUGUGUUGUUUUAUUUUGGGGAAUUUAGGGUUUUGAGAUUUUGGGGGUGGAUUAAUUUUGACUUUUAAUUUAUAAUUUGUUUUAAUUAUGGGAUUAGGGAGUAAUGGUGGGGAUGAUGUUGUGGUGGAUGACGGUGAUGGAGGUGGCGAUGGUGGUGAUUGCGGUAAUGGAGAGAAGUCUUUCUGUUCUGUUUCAUGCUCGAUUUGCCUCGAAACAGUUGCUGAUAAUGGGGAUCGAUCGUGGGCUAAGCUUCAAUGUGGUCAUCAAUUUCAUUUGGAUUGCAUUGGUUCAGCAUUCAAUAUAAAGGGUGCGAUGCAAUGCCCUAAUUGUAGGAAAAUUGAAAAAGGUCAAUGGCUUUAUGCCAAUGGUUGCCGUUCCUAUCCAGAAUUUAGUGUCGAUGAUUGGACACAUGAUGAGGACCUUUAUGAUCUAAGUUACUCUGAAAUGUCAUUUGGAGUUCACUGGUGUCCAUUUGGAAGCUUAGCUCGACUUCCUUCAUCAUUUGAGGAAGGAGAGUUUUCAUCAACCACAUAUCAUGAGUUACUGGGACAACAUGCCAUCUUUGCUGAACAUUCAGCAGUAUCAUCUGCUACUCAUCCUUGUCCGUAUGUAGCUUACUUUGGGCCAACAAUUCAUCCCUCAUCCUCAAAUUCCAGUGGAAGUGUGUCAGAUAGUUCUAAUUUCAACAGUCACUGGAAUGGUCCAUCAGUGCCUAGUGAGAUUCCUACCUCUUAUGCUUUUCCUGCCGUGGAUCUCCAUUAUCACAGUUGGGAGCAUCAUUCCCCUCCAUUCUCCACAUCUAGCAGUCGAAUUGGUAGUUCUGAUCAACCUUCAAUUCCACCUGUCAGUCAAAGGUCAAGCAGGAGUAGUACCGAUAUGCCAAGAUCGGGAUCUUUUAUGCAUCCAUUUCUUGUUGGCCACAGUUCUGGUGCAAGAGCAGGGAGUUCAGUUGCUUCCUCAUUGAUCCCGCCUUACCCUGGUAGCAAUGCUCGGGCCCGUGAUAGAGUUCAAGCUCUCCAGGCAUACUAUCAACAACAACAGCCUAGCACUUCGCCAGCCAUAAGGACGCCCAUUAUUCCUGGCUCCCGAAGGUCGAGCAGCCAUAGAAGUCUUGCUCAAGUUGGGCCAGUGGCCUCAUCGUCUGACCAGGUGGGUGGCUUCUAUCUUGUUCCAUCUGGUACUUCAGGCCGUAACUUUCAAGAGGCAGAAAAUCCUUUGUCAACUCGGUUCCAUGCUUGGGAAAGAGAUCAUUUGCCUUCAUUUUCACAAAACCAGGUUGACAGAGAUUCAGGCUGGGGUGCAUUCCACCAGGCAGCCGGUGGUUCAGAUCCUGGCAUAAGAUCCAGCAGCUUCCGCCAAAGGCACGGAUCUGAGAGGACUUCAUCCCAAAAUCGUUCAUAGUCUUUUCCCUCUUUUAACCCCGUUUGGGUGAAGCAAACUACCUCUACUAUGAAUGAAACCAAAAGUAAUGUAUGCUUGAGAGACGAUAAUAUGAAACUUGAGUCUGUCAAUCCGGGCAGAGUGAAAAUACUGUGAAAGUGGCCCGAAAACAAUCUUUUUGGUUGCCACAUGGCGGUGUGCUGGACUUGCCUUCCUCUGGUUCCUUCUGGCCUUCGAGGAUAUAAAAUAAUUUUUUUUUCCCAAAAAA
Messenger RNA from Theobroma umbraticum, 1999 nucleotides. RefSeq names its product RING/U-box superfamily protein. The record is from RefSeq and is a predicted model, not a curated record. Gene Ontology annotation, molecular function: ubiquitin-protein transferase activity. NCBI's taxonomy places the organism in Eukaryota, Viridiplantae, Streptophyta, Magnoliopsida, Malvales, Malvaceae.